AAAACAAUUGCUUGGUGGCAAUUAGGUGCGACUCAAAAUGACAAGGGAAAAAUAGUGUGAAAUAUCAAUGAUUUACCAAAAUUGUUUGUCAGUUAAUUAGGAAGUGAAGAGAGAAAGAAUUCUCGAAAAAAAUCGAGGAACGGAGAAAGCUCGAGAAAAAAGAAGGAAAAAUGACAUGAGGUGAAAGAAAGAAAAAGAAAACCAGCGGAAGAGAGUAAAAAGAAGGUGUGAGAGGGAAAAUGGAAAAGAGCAGGUAAGAAUAGUAAACGAGAGAAAGAGUGAGAAAGAAAGAGGUGGAAGUGUAUGUGUAUAUGUACGUGUGCGUGUGUAUGUGUAUGUGUGAGUGUGAGACAGAGAGAGAUAUGGUAAGAGAGAGAGAGAUAUGGUGAGAGAGAAUGAGGGCGAGUUAGUAGAAGAGAAAAGGUGAAGGUAAGAGUGAGCGAGCAGGAGAAAAAGAAGAAAGACAGGUGAGCAAUGUAUAGGAGGAAAGGAAAGUGAAGUGCGAGGGUUAGUGUGAUGACUAUGAGAAAAUGUGCGAUUGGCUAAACAAAAGUACUGAACAAAGAAAAACGAAAACUAACCAAUGAGAAGUUACUUCAAUGGAGAUCAAGUGAAGCUUGCAGCAUAUCUUUGUGUCAGUCUUGCUCCAGGUGGAAGAUCAUACGUAUGCAACAGGUAGCAAUUUUUAAAACGGAAAAUAACAGGGAAGGAUUACAUUUUAUGAGGAAAAAUAUAAACAACUGACUGUUUUCUACGAGACAUUUCUCACGCAAGAUGUCGGAGUGUCCAUCUUCAGAAUGUGGGACGCUGAGCGAGGAGAAAGUGCAAAGAGCUUUGGUUAUGCUGAAUAUUGAAUUUAGCGAAACACUUUCAAAGCAAGAUAAGUGUAAACUUCUUCAAGACAACAUCAUGAACACAGACAAUUUACCAAUCAUGUUUGAUAUUAUGGAUGUGUUGUCGGUAUCGAGUAAGGGAGCAGCAACAGUUCAAGAGAUGAGAGAAAGAAUAAAUAUUCAACUGAUGUCAAAAGAAAGUUGCGCAAAUGACGAGAUGAAGAGUCUUGUCGCAGCCAAAUCAGAAUUCAAAAGAAACAAGGAAAAGUUAAGCAAACUCUAUGAGAAAUAUAUUGAUAUAUUGAACACUACCUUCCCGUGUAUGAUAAAUCACCUUACCUCCGAAGAUAUCAUAGCAAAUGCUGCCAAAAACAUCCAAGAAACACAGAACGCAUUAAACGAUACUCAAUGCACCAUUAUUUUUACAGGUGAAACUGGAGCUGGUAAAAGUACCCUGUUAAAUGUUAUAUUAAGAGAUUCGGUGUUACCCCAUCAUGCAAUUAGUUGCACAUCCACUAUCUGUAUGAUCAAGUACGGAGAAAAAAGACAUAUGAAAGUCAGAUAUAAUAAUGGUCAAGUGAAAGAAUUUGAUAUUGAAGACAACGAAGAAUCACGAACAAAAAUAGAGGACGCUUUGUUUCAACGAGCCGACCGUGAAAAAGGUUCUGAUAUCAGAUCUGUUGAAUUACAACUUCCCAGUCAAAUUUUAAAUUGUGGUUUGAUUUUUGUUGAUACUCCUGGAAUUGGGGAAAACGAUGCAAUGGAAGAAAUUCUUACGAAUUUUAUACGAGAGCAUCAGAUUCAAGGGUUUAUAUAUGUCGUAAAAGUCGAUGGAGCAGCCGGUGGAAUCCAAGAAGACAGGAUUUUGAAACUAAUGAAAAUUGUAAUUGAGAAACAGAAUUACUCAAAAUCAAACCAUACAGAAACGUGUUUGUACGACACGGCAACAACAUUGUUUGUCUUUAAUCGCUGGGACUUAGUGUCUGAUGAAGACAAGAUACAUGUGCGGGAUUACGUUGAAAAACGACUGAAGAAAUGCUCUCCAAACAUAGAUGACAAUGAAAUUAUGUUCAUGUCAGCGACAUCUGUGAUGCGGCAGUUAGAAAACGGCUUUGUUACUACACCUUACACAGAACUUAUUAAAGGGAUCAGGCAAAUGAUGGAGAAAACCGCAUUCAUUAUUUUAAAACGAUUCUACAGGUGGCUAAAUUACAUGGUUUCUAGGAGUCUGCAUCAUUACAAGACGUUAUUCAGUGGAGCUGACUUCUCUGAAUAUCAGCUGAAACAAAAGUUUCGGGAAACUGAGAGGAAAUUGAAUAUUUUAGAGGCAAAUUCUAAAGAGAUCUUUCAGGAAUUACGUAAGAAUAUCGAUGAUAAAGAGGCAGAGUUGAACGAGAAUUUAUCAGAAUACCUUCAGUCCGAAAUGAUAUGGGCUGAAAUAACUAAUUUGACUGAAUCAGAAAUGGAAUUCGCAAGACAAAUGCAGAACUUUGAUUCGGUCGUAUCCAACUUAUACAACACAAAGAUUAUCGAUGCUAUCUCUGAAUAUACUCCAAUAAAUCAAGAAAUUAAUCAACUCAAGGACAAAUUGAUGCUGACAAUCAAGAAGAAGACAUUCCUUCUCCAAGAGGAACUAAGUAUUAUUGAACUGGAAAUGGAUUCCAAGGACAUGGGGAUACUAAAUGUUAACAAUCGACGUGGUAGCAACUUCAGUAUUUGCAGUUGGCAUCUUCCCAUGGCGCCUCCUAAAAUUCCUUCUACAGUAUUGGGUAAAUUGGCUUUGUCCGCGAAAAGACUGUUGACGAAGCAUAACAGCAAAAAUGCUUUACGGAAACAAGUUCAAAGAGGAAGCAAGGAUGCAUUGGAUAGUUUUAUACGGGAAAAUAACUAUAUAGCUUGUCAGCUUGAACCGAUACGAAAUUAUUUGGAAAAGGCUGAGGUGUGUAUACCGAAGCUUAUUGAAAGCAAUAAAAGUUUCAUCGCAGAAUUAAAAGAGAAUCAUUUGAAACAUAAACUAGAGAAAGAAAAGUACAUAGAAGCACUGAAUAAAAUAUUAGAACUUCAGGAUGAAAUUGCCCAUUUUGGUUACCAGAAUACUUUCAAUCAAAAGAAAGCACUUGAAAAAUUGAUAAACAUCCAAAGUUUAGCUCCGUCAUUUACAAAUUCUAUUGGAGAUUCUGGAAUUGUUGUUGAUACUAAUCGGCGUGUGCCGCAGAGUUUGUUUGCAGAAAUGAUUCCGGCAGCUUUAUGUGACACUGAAAUUACAAUCCGGAAAUACUUUAGGCACCUUGAAAUUCCGAGUCUCUAUUCUGAAAUAGAAAAACUUUCAUACCUGCACCACGAAUCCCUUGCAAAAGUCAUACAAGCUAUGAAAGGAGACGAACCAGUUCCAGUUAUUUUGUUUGAUGAACGUUUAUUCCCGCUCAGAUGGCGAACUAACAAUAUUACUCAACGAAAGCGGAUACCUGUUGAGUCUUACAGUGUCUUCAUCAGAAAUAUAGCUUCCGGGCUAGUUUACAUUCACUCCCACGGGCUCGUCCAUCCUGAAGUAUCUUUGGACAGUGUCAUGGUUAAUUGGCACCAACAAGUGAAACUUACCGGAAUGGCAUUACCACGUAAACUGACAAUUGUAGAUUCGGACCAACCGAUUCAGGAUAUGGUGUAUCUCGCACCAGAAGUUCUAAGAGGUGGAAUAUACGAAUCACCAGCAGAUGUGUUCGGUUUUGGUCUCUUGAUUUGUGAAUUGUACAUAAAAAAGAGGGCAUUUGGAGACAAAACUAGAUUAUCCAUUUCCAGGUUUCUUAACGAGGUUGAUGCUACUAAUGUGGAAUAUUUUGAACUCAUUCCUGAUAACUUAAAGGGGAUAGUGCCAAAAAUGCUCUCAAGUUCACCGUCUGAAAGACUCACAUCUAGUAAUAUUUGGAGAACUCUUGAAAUCUAAUCUGUUCUUGGCUACUAUCAUUACAAAAUUACAGCACAUUUAUGUACACAGACGCGUAUUUAAUGUACAUAGACAUUUCAAAAGUAAAUAGACACAAUCAAUUUUGAAAGAUUUAUUUCUAAAAACAAAAUAGUGUCGUUUGAUGCAUUGAAAUACUUAAUCAAGUAUUUAUUAGACAUGUUUUGUGCAGUUUUUAAAUAAUUUACGAAUCGUACUUAUGAACAGCGUCUGCACAGAUAAAACGGUAUAUUGAGGGUCGUCUAUUUACUUUUGAGAUGUCUGUACACACACACACACAUAUAUAUAUAUAUAUAUGCAUGUGUGUGCAUGCAUAAACGAAAAAUAGCAUAUACAUACAUAGACACACUGACGUAGUAUACAGAUAUAUUUGUGUGUGUUAUCUAAUGAAAACAGAAUUGUGUAAAACAGAGAAAUAUCUCGAGAAGUUGACAAUCAUUAUGUAUAUAUAUAUAUAUAUAUAUAUAUAUAAUCGUGCGUGUGUUUGUGUGUGUGUAUAUGUGAAUGUGUAUGUUUAUAGUGAAUGUGAUUGUCAUACGAUGAUUCGAAGAAAGAAGCCACGUCAUAAAAGAACAGAAGCGACCCUAUUGUUAAUUUUAAAAAUAUAUAAUUCCGAAACUUGUUCGGUUUAUAUGACGUUGGGUAGACUACAUAAUACCAGGAAAAGUAUAUAUCUUUGUCGGACUGUCUUUUCAUAAUGUGGACUGUGUGUGUCAUCUUUUAUACCAGAAAAUUUUCGGAUAGCUAUUUUCGGAUGCAUAGUUAAACAAGUGAUCUGUAAGUGCCUUUAACGAUUUAAUGCACAUAAACUUUGCUGCUGUUAAACUAUAUGAAUAGUGAUAUUUGAAGUUACUUUUGUAACUUUUUAAACCCAAGAUUGGCUAUUUAUUUAUGCUGUAAUUAAUAAACUUGAUUCGUUCAUGCACAAAAAUACAAAAUACAGUCACACACACCCAUAUACAUACACAUAUACACGCACACAUACACACGCACACACACACACACACCAACCAAACCCAGGAAUAUUCCUACAAUAUUAACAUUCUGCUCAAUAUAUAUAUUUGUGUAUGUGUGUGCGUGCGUGUAUGUGUGUAUGUGUGUACGUGUGUGUGUGUAUGUGCGUGUGCGUGUGUGUGUAAGUGUGAGUGUGUAUAUAUAUAUUUACUGUUUUAGUAGCUUAUACUCGAGGGCCGUGACGAUGGUAGGAUGUAUAUAUGUAUAUAAUGAGGGCUUCAAUUCAGGAAAUUGAAUUAGACAAAAUAUAGAGGUUUCAGUAAUAAUGGGCAGCGGACUGAAUAGAGGAAAACAGGAAAUCCUUGAGGCCAUGCAAUACGCUGUCAAAACAUCUUGAUUAUCAUUUCUAGUUCGCUUUCUUUUCUAAUGGUCCAUGUAUUAUAGAUAUUAACACUAACUUGUCUACACACUGUACAUCCAGGUCAUUUUAAAUUACACAAAAUAACAUGCAAUACUCUAUAAGGUUUAUGACCGCUUCAUUAAUAAUCUGACUGGUUCAGCGCAUCCGGCCUCAAACACGCCUUCCUUCCAUACAUCAACCCAAGUAACUUAACGCAUUCAGAAAACUUGUAGUUAAUCAACAACGGUUAUAACAUAGGUUUUCUUAAUCUGUGUGUUUGAGGCUAAUGAUCAAAACAGUGAACAAUAGUAAUUUAUAAAAUAAUUAUUAAACAUAUAUAAUUUGUGAUAUUCUUUCUUUUGAUAAUAAAAAUUCUACGGAAAUGUC
Molecule: messenger RNA, 5533 nt
Organism: Octopus bimaculoides (California two-spot octopus)
Lineage: Eukaryota; Metazoa; Mollusca; Cephalopoda; Octopoda; Octopodidae
Biological process (GO): protein phosphorylation
Molecular function (GO): ATP binding; protein kinase activity
Source: RefSeq, a predicted model, not a curated record